Humulus lupulus (European hop) is the source of this 2853-nucleotide messenger RNA. Its product is annotated as ATP synthase subunit alpha, chloroplastic. The transcript has a single exon. Gene Ontology annotation, biological process: proton motive force-driven ATP synthesis; proton transmembrane transport. The record is from RefSeq and is a predicted model, not a curated record. Bases 7 to 1530 code for a protein of 507 amino acids. NCBI's taxonomy places the organism in Eukaryota, Viridiplantae, Streptophyta, Magnoliopsida, Rosales, Cannabaceae. Gene Ontology annotation, molecular function: proton-transporting ATP synthase activity, rotational mechanism; ATP binding; ADP binding.
AUAUUCAUGGUAACCAUUCGAGCCGAUGAAAUUAGUAAUAUUAUCCGUGAACGUAUUGAACAAUAUAAUAGAGAAGUAAAGAUUUUAAAUACCGGUACCGUACUUCAAGUAGGCGAUGGCAUUGCUCGUAUUUAUGGUCUUGAUGAAGUAAUGGCAGGUGAAUUAGUAGAAUUUGAAGAGGGUACCAUAGGCAUUGCUCUGAAUUUGGAAUCAAAUAAUGUCGGUGUUGUAUUAAUGGGUGACGGUUUGCUGAUACAAGAAGGGAGUUCUGUAAAAGCAACAGGACGAAUUGCUCAGAUACCGGUAAGUGAGGCUUUUUUGGGUCGUGUUAUAAAUGCCCUGGCUAAACCUAUUGAUGGUCGAGGUGAAAUUUCAGCUUCUGAAUCUCGUUUAAUUGAAUCUCCUGCUCCGGGUAUUAUUUCGAGACGUUCCGUAUAUGAGCCUCUUCAAACAGGACUUAUUGCUAUUGAUUCUAUGAUACCUAUAGGACGUGGUCAGCGAGAAUUAAUUAUUGGGGACAGACAGACUGGGAAAACAGCAGUAGCUACAGAUACGAUUCUCAAUCAACAAGGGCAAAAUGUAAUAUGUGUUUAUGUAGCUAUUGGUCAAAAAGCAUCUUCUGUGGCUCAGGUGGUGACUGCUUUACAGGAAAGGGGAGCUAUGGAAUACACUAUUGUGGUAGCUGAAACGGCGGAUUCUCCGGCCACAUUACAAUACCUCGCUCCUUACACAGGAGCAGCUCUUGCUGAAUAUUUUAUGUACCGUGAACAACACACUUCAAUCAUUUAUGACGAUCCCUCCAAACAAGCACAGGCUUAUCGCCAAAUGUCUCUUUUAUUACGAAGACCACCGGGCCGCGAAGCUUAUCCCGGAGAUGUUUUUUAUUUGCAUUCACGCCUUUUGGAAAGAGCUGCUAAAUCAAGUUCUAGUUUAGGCGAAGGAAGUAUGACUGCUUUACCAAUAGUUGAGACCCAAUCGGGAGAUGUUUCAGCUUAUAUUCCUACUAAUGUAAUUUCGAUUACAGAUGGACAAAUAUUCUUAUCCGCUGAUCUGUUCAAUUCUGGAAUCCGCCCUGCUAUUAAUGUAGGCAUUUCGGUUUCCAGAGUAGGAUCCGCGGCUCAAAUUAAAGCCAUGAAACAGGUAGCCGGCAAAUUAAAAUUAGAAUUGGCACAAUUCGCAGAAUUAGAAGCCUUUGCACAAUUUGCCUCUGAUCUCGAUAAAGCUACUCAGAAUCAAUUGGCAAGAGGUCAACGAUUACGUGAAUUACUCAAACAAUCUCAAUCGGCCCCCCUUGCGGUGGAAGAACAGAUAAUCACUAUUUAUACCGGAACGAACGGUUAUCUUGAUUCAUUAGACAUUGGACAGGUAAGGAAAUUUCUGCUUGAGUUACGGAAUUAUUUAAAAACGAAUAAACCUCAAUUCCAAGAAAUCAUAUCUUCUACCAAGACAUUUACUGAAGAAGCAGAAGCCCUUUUGAAACAAGCUAUUCAAGAACAGAUGGAGCGUUUUCUCCUUCAAGAACAAGUCUAAAUAAAUUGAUCUUUUUAAAUCCGUAAAUCUGUAUAUAUUAAGUAAGAAGUGUAUAUAAGAAGCGGAUCUUUUAUUUAAGCCAUUCAAAACAUCUUUCUUGAUAUAGAAAUAUCAAAUAGAAAAUACAUAUGGAAAUAAAUUGCGUCCAAUAGGAUUUGAACCUAUACUAAAGGUUUAGAAGACCUCUGUCCUAUCCAUUAGACAAUGGACGCUUUUCAUUUCAAUUUUCUUUUUUAUUUUUAAUAUUCGUAAAAAACGAAUAUAGGACAGGGCCGGGAGUUGGGUAUUCAAUUUGCAUUUUAAUAAUGCAAAUGAAUUACAUUAAUUAUAUUCGAAUUAUUAAAUAAGAUUAUUUUCUAAAUUUUCGAAUAAUAGUAUUUAUUAUACUUUAAUUAUACUUUAAUUUGAAAAUUUUUAUUCAAAUGAAAAAAUUCAAUAUUAUUUCAAUUGAAUUUGUAUUUAAUAUUUAGUUUUAAAAUAGAAAGAAUUUUCUAAUAUAAAAAUAGAGAGAUUGUUAGGAAUAUUGAAUAGAGAUAAGAAAUCAAGUAAGCACAAGCGGGUAGCGGGAAUCGAACCCGCAUCGUUAGCUUGGAAGGCUAGGGGUUAUAGUCGACGUUGAUUCAUCAGUUUUACUUUAACGUCUCUAAUUCAAAACCGAACGUGAAACUUUGAUUUCAUUCGGCUCCUUUAUGGAAUAUGGAUAAAUUUCCGAAUGUAAGAUAUGAAUGAAAUUAAAAAAAUUCAACCUAUAACAUCUAUGUCAGCUUUUCUGUAUGAAUGCAUUCAAAACGACCUGCUUUCUAGACGAUCCUUAUAGAAAAGAAGGGGAUUCUAACACUUUUUCUAGUUACUUCGUUCUCUAUUUCUAUUUUAAAGAAUCCUUAGGAAAAGCGUUUUGUUUCUACCGAGCUAAAAAAUUAGUCGAUGUCUCUAGUAAACCAAAGUCAUUGUUUAAUAGCUAUUUUGCUUCAAUUUUCCCUAUAACAAAAAAAAAAUGGAAGAUUUAGUUACGGUUAGAAAUAAACUUUCUAUCUUUAUCCAUGGAUUCCUUACUCAUACUCAUUCAAUUGGAAGUAUUGAUCCAAUUUUUUAAAAUAAUGUUUCGUAAUUCCACAAUCCAAUUUUUCAAUUUGUAAUUGACUCUUGGAUACAAAUCACGAGAAUGUAUAUUUUUCCUCGAAUUUUUCAUUGAGAGGAAAAGGGUUAAAUCCUUUUUACGAGAUAAAGUUUUUGAUCGGAAUGGAAUAUUCAUCAAACCGAGGGACCCCUUAACUAUAUAAGGGGUUAAUAGAACGAAUCACGCUUUUACCACUAAACUAUACC